GUUUGCAGUUUAUGCAAUCUUUCAUCACAACUGCCUCGUUCUACCAACAAGAAAAAUAAAGCCUUCCGAUUAGGCAUAAGAGGAAACACGAACGUCGUCUUUGUCUUUUUUUUUUUUUUUACUGGAUCUAUCAAUCGCAACCUCGUAUUAUGGAUAUUAUUAUGGCUUUUGAAAAGUAAAUAUUGGUGGACCCAAAAAAUCACUGGGAGGUGAUCUAUUGAGAGUGGACUCGGAUUGUCCCUUUUCUUCCCCACUGUCUGUCUCCGUGUCCACUCUCUCUGUUUCUCUCCCUGUCCCCAUUGUUACUCCUUUUUUUUAGGCUGGAUUAUCACACGGCAAGGAUCCGGCUGCUUGCUGUUAUGGAUUUUAAUAGCAGCUCGGGUGGAGGCGGCGAUCUCCACAAUAACCACCACCAGCUCCAGACAGACGAAAGCAAGCCUUUGCUGGGUGAGGUGUCUGCUCCAGGACCACCGGACGGGAAUAAAAUGGGAGCAGCUCUGUGUCGGAGAGCCUUGCUCCACUGCAACGGGAUGAGGUAUAAACUACUUCAGGAAGGGGACAUACAGGUUUGUGUCAUCCGACACCCCAGGACAUUUCUCUGCAAGGUCCUCAGUUCCAAAUUAUUGAGGAGAUGGGAACCCCACCACUUGACCCUGACGGAUAAGAUUCUGGCUUCUGCUACUCCGACUGGUUACAUGGAAAACGCCAUCUCUUACAGCGCCAUAGAGGACGUUCAGCUGCUGUCCUGGGAAAAUGCCCCCAAAUACUGUUUACAGCUCACUAUCCCAGGAGGGACUGUACUUCUGCAGGCUGCCAACAGUUAUCUCCGGGAUCAAUGGUUUCACUCACUGCAGUGGAAGAAAAAGAUCUACAAGUACAAGAAGGUUCUGAGUAACCCGAGUCGCUGGGAGGUGGUUCUGAAGGAGAUUCGGACCCUGGUGGACAUGGCGCUCUCUUCUCCCCUGCAGGACGACUCUAUCCACCAGGCACCCCUGGAGAUCGUCUCCAAACUGCUCUCAGAGAAUACAAAGCUAAGUACACUGGAACAUGAAAACAUUAUAGCGGCAAUUGCACCCUUGCUGGAAAACAACCACCCACCUCCAGACCUCUGUGAAUUCUUCUGCAAGCACUGCAGAGAACGCCCCAGGUCUAUGGUGGUGAUAGAAGUGUUCACACCUGUGGUACAGAGAAUCCUCAAACACAAUAUGGAUUUCGGGAAAUGCCCUCGGUUGCGGCUCUUUACUCAGGAGUACAUACUGGCACUGAACGAGUUAAAUGGUGGAAUGGAGGUGGUGAAAAAGUUCAUUCAGAGCAUGCACGGGCCAACUGGACAAUGUCCUCAUCCCAGGGUCCUGCCAAACCUUGUGGCUGUCUGCUUAGCUGCCAUUUAUUCCUGCUAUGAAGAAUUUAUCAACAGCCGCGAUAACUCUCCCAGUCUUAAAGAGAUUCGGAACGGGUGCCAACAGCAGUGCGAGCGCAAACCACUGCCACUGCGCCUCAUGAGGACCAGCACUGACCUGGUGUCCCAGGAGGUCACCUCACCCGUGGAGACCCGCAUCAAGAUCGUCAACUGCAGCGAGAUCCACGUGGACCUGGAGCGCAACAACGUGGCCAAUCAGAAGCUGAAGGGGCCGGUGGGAGGCAGCGAGAGUGAGCCCAGCCUGAUUGACUGCCUUUUGGUGAGCCCGGCCUGCAGCACCAUGAGCAUCGAGCUGAGCCCCCAGGCUGACCGCGUGCUCGUCUGCUACGUCGAGAUCCUCAAGAUGCUGUCAGACUAUGAUGACUGGAGACCAGCUUUAGCCAGCCUGCUGCAGCCUAUUCCCUUCCCUAAAGAGGCUCUUGCACAUGAAAAAUUCACAAAGGAAUUAAAAUAUGUCAUUCAGAGGUUUGCUGAGGAUCCCAGACAGGAGGUCCACUCAUGUUUGCUGAGUGUCCGUGCUGGCAAAGACGGCUGGUUCCAGCUCUACAGCCCCGGGGGAGUGGCGUGUGAUGAUGAUGGGGAGCUCUUUGCCAGUAUGGUACGUGUCUGCAAUAAUGUUCACAUUUUGAUGGGUUCCUGCUACAAGACAAAGAAGUUCCUGCUUUCGUUGGCUGAGAACAAGCUGGGACCCUGCAUGCUCCUGGCAUUGAGGGGCAGCCAGACCAUGGUGGAGAUCCUGUGCUUGAUGCUGGAAUACAACAUUAUUGAGAACAAUGACACACAGCUGCAGAUCAUCUCAACGCUGGAGAGCACGGAGGUGGGGAAGAGGAUGUACGAGCAGCUGUGCGACCGCCAGAGAGAACUCAAGGAGCUGCAAAGGAAGGGUGGUCCCACAAGGCUUACUCUGCCAACCAAGUCAACUGACGCGGACCUGGCUCGCCUGCUGAGCUCCGGCUCCUUCGGUAACCUGGAGAACCUCAGCCUGGCCUUCACCAAUGUCACCAGUGCCUGUGCGGAGCAGCUUAUCAAGCUGCCCUCACUCAAACAGCUCAACCUGUGGUCAACCCAGUUUGGAGAUGCUGGAUUGCGGCUCCUCUCUGAGCACCUUACUACUCUGCAAGUUCUCAACCUGUGUGAGACCCCAGUUACUGAUGCUGGACUUCUUGCGCUAAGCUCUAUGAAAAGCUUGUGUAGCCUCAACAUGAAUAGUACUAAAUUGUCUGCUGACACAUACGAAGAUCUCAAGGCCAAGUUGCCUAACCUCAAGGAAGUGGAUGUUCGUUAUACUGAAGCCUGGUGAACUUUCUGCAGAGACGAUGAAAGAAAAAUAAAUCUCUAAAACAAAACCACUUUUUAGUGAGAUCUGUUUUUUGUAGAGCAGGAAGUUUGGGUACUGUGAAAGAAGCUCCCUCUGUCCA
Polyodon spathula (Mississippi paddlefish) is the source of this 2838-nucleotide messenger RNA. RefSeq names its product C-Maf-inducing protein. The coding region runs from base 360 to 2720 and encodes 786 amino acids. The transcript is spliced from 21 exons. The record is from RefSeq and is a predicted model, not a curated record. Gene Ontology annotation, cellular component: nucleoplasm; cytosol. Lineage: Eukaryota; Metazoa; Chordata; Actinopteri; Acipenseriformes; Polyodontidae.